CCCGACGGCGCCGCGGGCUGGCUCCCGGCUCCCGGCCCGGGCUCCCCCGUCCCGGGCCCUCGCCUGGGCUGCGCCGCGCUCCGCAACGUGACUGGCGCGCAGUACGUGGGCUCAGGCUACACCAAGGCCGUGUACCGGGUCCGCCUGCCCGGAGGCGCCGCGGUGGCGCUCAAGGCGGUGGACUUCAGCGGCCACGAUCUGGGCAGCUGCGUGCGCGAGUUCGGGGCACGGAGGGGCUGCUAUCGGCUGGCGGCCCACAAGCUGCUUAAGGAGAUGGUGCUGCUGGAGCGGCUGCGGCACCCCAACGUGCUGCAGCUCUAUGGCUACUGCUACCAGGACAGCGAGGACAUCCCGGACACCCUGACCACCAUCACGGAGCUGGGCGCCCCUGUGGAAAUGAUCCAGCUGCUGCAGACUUCCUGGGAGGAUCGAUUUCGAAUCUGCCUGAGCCUGGGCCGCCUCCUCCACCACCUGGCCCACUCCCCACUGGGCUCGGUCACUCUGCUGGACUUCCGCCCUCGACAGUUUGUGCUGGUGGAUGGGGAGCUGAAGGUGACAGAUCUGGACGAUGCCCGUGUGGAGGAGACGCCAUGCGCAAGCAGUGCUGACUGCAUACUGGAAUUUCCAGCCAGGAACUUCACCCUGCCCUGCUCGGCCCAGGGCUGGUGCGAGGGCAUGAACGAGAAGCGGAACCUCUACAAUGCCUACAGGUUUUUCUUCACAUACCUCCUGCCCCACAGUGCCCCGCCCUCACUACGGCCUCUGCUGGACAGCAUUGUCAACGCCACAGGAGAGCUCAUCUGGGGGGUAGAUGAGACCCUGACCCAGCUGGAGAAGGUGCUGCACCUGUACCGGAGCGGGCAGUAUCUACAGAACUCCACAACCAGCAGUAGCACCGAGUACCAGCGCAUCCCAGACAGCACCAUCCCCCAGGAGGAUUACCGCUGCUGGCCAUCCUACCACCAUGGCAGCUGCCUCCUUUCUGUGUUCAACCUGGCUGAGGCCAUGGAUGUCUGUGAGAGCCAUGCCCAGUGCCAGGCCUUUGUGGUCACCAACCAGACCACCUGGACAGGUCGGCGGCUGGUCUUCUUCAAGACUGGAUGGAGCCAAGUGGUUUCUGAUCCCAGCAAGACCACAUAUGUGAGGGCCUCUGGCUUACCUACCUGAGGGCUCAGCUGAGCACCCUCGCCAGCUGGGCUUGCCUGUGGAGGGAGUGACUAGCACUAGCAGCAAUGCGUGUCACCUGGGAACUCCUACAGAUGAGGCUGACAUCCCAGACAGACCGACGUGACCAGGACAAACGUGCAAUAAUGCAAAAUGUUAAAAUGUGAGUUUACCAGCCUAGAUGUGGGACUGCUGGCUCCCAGGCCAGGAAUCAUGGGGGGCUGACUGCCUCUCCAACCCUCUGGGCUGCAAGCAAGGCUCAGGAUAGUCUUCCCAAUGGGGGCUGUGUCCCUCACUGGGAGUUCUGUGGGCAGCCUCAUCACUGUGUUCAUAGUGUGAGAAUGUAGCCAAAGCCCUGCUGCUGCUGCACAACAGCAGGCAGUGGGCUGCGUGGGGACAAUCGGUCAUGGAGUGUUCUCUCAGCUUAAGCUCCAGGCAGGGGACUUGGCUGCAGGAUGCUCUGGGAUGUGGGUGAUUGUGUCCUUGGGGAGGCUGUCUCUGGCCUCCCGACAGGGGGUACUCCCAGGCCGGCCCAGGGGUCGGGGCAGAGGAGCACACGUCCAGAUGAGCCAAGACUAGGGUGGAGGAGCAGGUUGCGGUUUGAGCCAGGACCUGGAGCGGGGGUGAGACCGGGGCCUUUCUGCCUCAUUUGCUUUCAGUGAAAGCCACAAAGCAGCCGAAACCAGGCUUUCCCCCCUCCUGGAGUUUGUAUAUCCAGAAGCUUUUGUACUUAUUCAUUAAAUUGUUUAUUUUUGUAAAAAAAAAAAAAAAAAAGAAAGAAAGAAAGAAAAAGAAAUCAAUCAGUUAAUAAAAUGAUGUUUCACAGCAAAAA
Molecule: messenger RNA, 1996 nt
Organism: Galeopterus variegatus (Sunda flying lemur)
Lineage: Eukaryota; Metazoa; Chordata; Mammalia; Dermoptera; Cynocephalidae
Gene: PKDCC
Product: protein kinase domain containing, cytoplasmic
Exons: 7
Biological process (GO): protein phosphorylation
Molecular function (GO): non-membrane spanning protein tyrosine kinase activity; ATP binding
Source: RefSeq, a predicted model, not a curated record